Messenger RNA from Dovyalis caffra, 2124 nucleotides. The record is from the annotation of a GenBank genome assembly. Lineage: Eukaryota; Viridiplantae; Streptophyta; Magnoliopsida; Malpighiales; Salicaceae.
AUGGCAUCAUCAACAACAAACCCUUUGCUGUCUUCGAACUUCUUUGGUUCCCAAAUCUUGCUGUCUCCUCCUACUCCUAAAACAACCAAAUCCUCCUUAUCUUUACUUUUGCCCAAAAAUUUCCAGAAAAUAGUGAGCAAAAAGAAUUCGGAGUCUUUAAAAUCCCUUCAAUCACAAGCAACUAUAGCUACUGCCUUACUCUUCUCUUCUUUAACCCCUCAAGCCCUAGCCGUUGACAACCCAACACCACCGCCUACUCCUCCUCCAGUUAUUGAAGCCCAGCCCACAAAACCAUCCAAUCCUUUCGCUCAAAAUCUUCUCUUAACAGCCCCAAAACCCCAGGAUCGGUCAACCUCUGACCUCCCUGAAAGUAGCCAAUGGCGAUACAGCGAGUUUCUAAGUGCAGUCAAGAAAGGGAAAGUGGAAAGAGUUCGCUUCAGCAAAGACGGUUCUGCCCUCCAACUCACCGCCGUAGAUGGCCGUCGUGCCUCCGUUAUUGUCCCCAACGACCCUGACUUAAUCGACAUUUUGGCGAUGAACGGCGUUGAUAUUUCGGUUUCCGAGGGAGAUUCCGGUAAUGGGCUUUUUAAUAUUAUUGGAAAUCUUUUGUUUCCGUUUCUUGCUUUUGCUGGUUUGUUUCUCUUGUUUCGAAGGGCUCAAGGUGGGCCGGGUGGGCCCGGUGGGUUAGGUGGGCCAAUGGAUUUUGGCCGGUCGAAAUCGAAGUUUCAGGAAGUGCCGGAAACCGGUGUGACGUUUUCUGACGUGGCCGGAGCUGAUCAAGCUAAACUGGAGUUACAAGAGGUUGUUGAUUUCUUGAAAAAUCCUGAUAAGUAUACAGCUUUAGGAGCUAAAAUUCCUAAAGGGUGUUUAUUAGUUGGUCCCCCAGGGACUGGGAAGACGUUGUUGGCUAGAGCUGUGGCAGGAGAGGCAGGGGUGCCCUUCUUUUCUUGUGCUGCCUCGGAGUUUGUUGAGUUGUUUGUUGGAGUGGGAGCGUCAAGAGUGAGAGAUUUGUUUGAGAAAGCGAAGUCGAAAGCACCCUGCAUUGUAUUUAUUGAUGAGAUUGAUGCGGUUGGGAGACAGAGAGGGGCUGGGCUUGGAGGUGGGAAUGAUGAGAGAGAGCAGACAAUUAAUCAGUUGUUGACUGAAAUGGAUGGGUUUUCUGGUAAUUCGGGUGUUAUUGUGUUGGCUGCUACCAAUAGACCUGAUGUUCUUGAUUCGGCUUUGUUGCGACCAGGAAGGUUUGAUAGACAGGUUACGGUAGAUAGGCCUGAUGUUGCCGGUAGAGUCAAGAUUCUUCAGGUGCAUUCUAGAGGAAAGGCACUUGCAAAGGAUGUGGACUUUGAAAAGAUUGCACGGAGGACCCCAGGAUUUACCGGAGCUGAUUUGCAGAACCUGAUGAAUGAAGCAGCCAUUCUUGCAGCUAGGCGUGACCUCAAGGAAAUAAGCAAAGAUGAAAUCUCUGAUGCUCUGGAGAGGAUCAUUGCAGGCCCGGAGAAGAAAAAUGCUGUUGUCUCAGAAGAAAAGAAGAAAUUAGUUGCCUAUCAUGAGGCUGGGCAUGCUUUGGUUGGUGCACUUAUGCCUGAAUAUGAUCCUGUAGCCAAGAUUUCCAUCAUUCCCCGUGGCCAAGCUGGUGGUCUAACAUUUUUUGCUCCAAGUGAGGAAAGGCUCGAGUCUGGAUUGUACAGUAGAAGCUACCUGGAGAAUCAGAUGGCUGUUGCACUUGGUGGAAGGGUUGCCGAGGAAGUAAUUUUUGGUCAAGACAAUGUGACUACAGGAGCAUCCAACGAUUUCAUGCAAGUUUCACGUGUAGCAAGGCAGAUGGUCGAGAGAUUUGGGUUCAGCAAAAAGAUUGGACAGAUUGCCAUCGGCGGACCUGGUGGAAAUCCUUUCUUGGGACAACAGAUGUCACCCCAGAAAGACUACUCCAUGGCGACUGCUGAUGUAGUGGAUGCAGAGGUAAGAGAGUUGGUGGAGUCAGCUUAUUCAAGGGCCAAGGAAAUCAUCACAACUCACGUUGACAUCCUCCACAAGCUAGCUCAACUUCUGAUAGAAAAAGAAACUGUUGAUGGAGAAGAGUUCAUGAGCCUCUUCAUCGAUGGAAAGGCUGAACUAUAUGUUUCCUGA